This is a messenger RNA of Manduca sexta (tobacco hornworm), 8985 nucleotides long. It is a transcript of the gene Usp32, whose product is annotated as ubiquitin carboxyl-terminal hydrolase 32. Gene Ontology annotation, cellular component: Golgi apparatus. The coding region runs from base 228 to 5285 and encodes 1685 amino acids. Gene Ontology annotation, biological process: protein deubiquitination. The record is from RefSeq and is a predicted model, not a curated record. Lineage: Eukaryota; Metazoa; Arthropoda; Insecta; Lepidoptera; Sphingidae. The transcript is spliced from 27 exons. Gene Ontology annotation, molecular function: calcium ion binding; cysteine-type deubiquitinase activity.
ACAUUGCUGAUUUGUUAGUUAUUUCCGAAGUGGCAUUGCAAAUUGGAAACGUAUCUGACGUUAAAAUAUAACGAACGUCGUUCUUAUUGGAAGGGAAGUGGAAAUAGUGGAAAAAAUAUUCAAUAUGGCUACAGAUCAUACGACGUGAGCUGUCAGCUGUAAUAAUUUUUGUUUCUUUGUGUUUAUUGCGGUGUUAAAAAUGUUAUGAUCGUCACGUACGUGUGAAUAUGGGUGCGAAAGACUCGAAACCUAGUUUUAUAUCAUAUGAAGAUGCAGUGAAACGAGUGUCCGACAGUGAGUUGAGACGUAUUCGAGAAGCGUUCAAGAGAUGCGCCGGGCCGAACGGUUCGUCGUUGAGCCUAGAGGCGUUCGUGCACGAAGUGUUGUGCGAUGGAGUGCCUUACGACGUCGCCGAGUGGCUGUACCAGGCAUGCGGCGGGACCAAGCGAGGAAUUACGUUCAAGGACCUGCUCUGCGGGCUGGUGGUGCUCACCAAGGGCAACAUCGAGGAGAAAAUCAAGUUCCUGUGGACGCUCUACGUCAACAACAAUGGCGACAACGGUACAUAUGUAUACAAGAAAGACUUCGUCCGGAUCAUGCACCUGGAGAACUCCUCGCUCCCAGUCACGGGGGCCCAUCGGACAUCUGAGACCCUGUUGGGCCUCUUCGGGUCGGGGGAGAAGGUCACCUUCGACCAGUUCAGGUCCUGGCUGCUGAUACAUAAGGAUGCGACGGUGUUGUCCAAGUGGCUGCUGUCUGAAGUCAACGUGGCACAGGAUUUAGAGACGCCGACGUUUUACCAGAGCUUGGCUGGUGUCACGCAUUUGGAGGAGAGGGAUAUAAUCGAGUUGGAGAAAUGCUUCUGGUCCCUCCGCAACGCUGCGCCGACGGGGCAGCUGGACGCGGAGAGCCUGACGCCGCUGCUGUCGCCGCCGCUGCCGCCCGCCGCGGUCGCCGGGGCCUUCCUCGCGUUCGACGAGAACCGGGACGGCCAUGUUGACUUCAAGGAGCUGUGCUGCGGCCUCAGCGCGGCGUGCAGGGGACCCAGUACCGAGAGGCUGAAGUUCUGUUUCAAAAUCUUCGACCUGGACAGCGAUGGGGUGCUCAACAAAAAAGAGCUGAUCGACAUGGUGGGCAUCCUGUGCACAGUCGCCAACGAGAGCAUCAAGAACCAGGGCUCCAGGGCCUCCACGCCGGACGGCACCGAGCCCGAGAUAGAGAAGGGCUUCGACCCUGAGGUCAUCCUGGUCAACCUACGGGAGAAGCUUGUGACUGUGCCGCGAAAUGGCAGGAAACCGAUGUUCCAGUUGGGACCUAAUGGUGAUUCGGAGGAGAUUAUUGUUUUGAAAGAGCCGGAGGUGCAAGAAGACGAGGGUCUGAUCGCCAACGACACGGUCCUGACCCUGGAGGACUUCCUGAUCUGGUCGGUGGAGAGCGCCGAGGGUCUCGUGACGCCGUUCCUGGAGCUCAUCUACGAGGUGUGCCACAUCGUGCUCGGGCUGCGGCCGCAGUGCAAGCACAAAGAGAGGGACAUCGUGCUGGGCUGGCUGCGUCGCGAGGUGCAGCGCGGGUACUCCGUGGGCCAGUUCUGGUACCUGGUGUCGUCGGAGUGGUGGGGCGCGUGGGCGGCGUACACGGCGGGCGGCAGCGCGGACGCGUGCUGUCGCGCGCCCGCGCGCCACGGGCAGCUCGACGAGGCCAUCGUGUGCGACGAGAGCUUCACCACCAACUCCACAGGUGAGUCGCAGUCGAUGGGCUCGCUGCUGUGGCGCGCGGAGACGGCGUCGGUGGGGUCGGGCGGGUCGUCGUCGGGCGUGAGCAGCGCGCCCGCGCCGCGCGCGCCGCGCCACCCCGGGCCCGUCGACAACAAGCGCCUGCUCGCGCACGACGCGCUCAACGUCCGGACGCUGACCGGCGAAGGCGGUCACCUGCGCCGCGACGUGACUCUUGCGCAGCACCGAGACUUCGAGCUCGUGCCCGACGCUCUGUGGCGCGCGCUGGCGCUGUGGUACGGCGGACCCGACCCGCUGCCCAGACAGGUGAUAAGGCCGCCUAAUUCAGACGUUGAACUGGAGCUGUACCCGUUACAUUUAAAGCUGUACCGGCAUGUGCCGAGCACGCAGAGGUCGAGCGUGCUGGCGGGCGGCGCGGCGGGCGGCGGCGGGGGCGGCGGCGGCGCGCCGCUGUACAGCUCCGUGCCGCUGGCGCCCGCGCCCGCGCCGCCCGACCGACACCUCGCCUACACCGCCGCCUUCUCGCGCCUCGCCACGCUCAAACAGGUGAGCGAGUUCCUGUGCGGCGCGCUGGGGCUGGCGCGCGAGGACAUGCGCCUGUGGCUGCUCGGCACCAACCAGGUGCUGCUGGACGACGAGCGACCCACCCUGCACGAGCUGCGCCUGGACGAGAGAAGCCGUCUGCUGCUCGAGGUGCGCAACCCCGACCUCACCUGGCCCGAGGAGAUCGGCGCGCUCGGCGGCGGCAGUCGCGCGACGGAGCGGCGCGAGACGCUGAUCGCGCCGAACGUGCCGGGCGCCACGGGCCUGCACAACCUCGGCAACACCUGCUUCAUGAACGCCGCGCUGCAGUCGGUGUGGAACACGGGCCCACUCACUCGGUAUUUCAACUCUGGUAUGCAUUUGUACGAAGUGAACACCACCAACCCGCUCGGCACUAAGGGAGUCUUAGCGUUGCGAUUCGGCGAACUAUGCAAAGAGGUGUGGUCGUGCAGCGCGCGGUCGGUGGCGCCGCUGCGCGUGCGCUGGUGCGUGUCGCGGCACGCGCGCGCGCUCGCGGGCGGCGGCCAGCACGACGCGCAGGAGCUGCUCGCCUGGCUGCUCGACGCGCUGCACGAGGACCUCAACCGCGCCGGCCCGCCGCCCACGCCGCCGCCCACGCCCGCCGCCGCGCCCGCCGCCGCGCCCGCCGAGCGGCCCGACCAGGAGGUGGCGGCGGAGGCGUGGGCGUGGCACGCGGCGCGCAACCGCUCCGUCAUCACGGAGCUGUUCUACGGACAGCUGCGCUCGCGCGUGCGCUGCGAGGCGUGCGGCCGCGGCUCCGUGCGCUUCGACGCCUUCAACAUGCUCAGCCUGCCGCUGCCCGUCGACGCCUGUCUCCGGGUAGAGCUCACCGUUAUACUAUUAGACGGGUCUGUGCCAGUCAAAUAUGGUGUGAGAGUGAACUCCGAAGGUACAUACUUAGAUUUGAAGAAGAAGCUAUCGGAACUAUGCGGUCUGCCGCCUGAAUCUAUGCUGAUAGCGGAGCUGAACGGCGCGCAGCUCGGGCGCGUGCUGGAAGACGACGCGAAGCUCGGCGCGGCGCGCGACCUGCUCGCGUACGAGCUGCCGCCCGACCCCGACGCGCACGACUCCGACGACGAGCUGCGCCCCGCGCACGGUUGGAGUGGGUCGGCGGGCGCGUGGUCGGAGGUGAGUGUGGGCCGCGGCGGCAAUUCUUCCUCGCUCUGCAUGCCGGCCCUCUUCUGCUUCAAGAGGUCCAGAUCGGAAAUUCUUAUGUCCCAGAGUCCGCCGACCACGUUCUACGGCAACCGCGCCCCGGAGCCCGACCACCGCUUCAACACGCUGCCCAAGGACCUCAAGCGCGAGGUCAACGGCAGCAGCUCGCCCACGCUCAGCGUCAAGUCCUUGACCUUGAAGCCGACCAGCCCCAAACUCGCCAAGGUCAAGUUCGGUUCCUCGCCCUCCAAUAUGUACAAGAUGGAUGAGGUGAAUGAGACGCCCGUACACGUCGGGAAAAUAAAUUAUUUGGUUGCUGUGCACAGGAAGACGGCGGUGACGGAGGCGUCGUUCGCGUGGGCGCGCGCGGCGCUGUUCGGACAGCCGCUCGUGCUGCGCGUGCGCGCCGGCCAGUCCGGCCGCCAGCUCUACCGCGCCGUGUGGGCGCAGGUGGCGCGCCUGCUGUCCGCGCGCCCGCCGCGCCCGCGCCACAACCACGCCACGGACUGCGACGACAGCCUGGGCUACGAGUUCCCGUUCACGCUGCGGCUGGUGAGCGGCGGCGGCGCGUGGUGCGGCGUGUGCGAGUGGCCGGCGCUGUGCCGCGGCUGCGCGCUGCCCAGCGACGACGCGCCGCUCGUCACCAGGGGCGGUAAGCGUGCGCGUCCGCGGCGCCAGUCGUCCGUGAGUGCGGAGGCGCACUCCGACGCGCCGCACUCCGACUCGCCCAUCGCCAAGGCCAAGCUGCACCGACACUCCAGCACCAGGCACAGCCACGUACAAGGCUCGUCGCCGGGCACGCUGCAGGCGCUGGACCUGUCGCUGGUGCGCGAGGUGAUGCGGCGCAGCGGACAGCGCGUCAUGCUCGCCAUCGACUGGGACCCCACCGCGCUGCACCUGCGCUACCAGUCCACCAGGGAAAAGGCGUUCACGGCCCACUGGUCGGUGGCGUGGAGCCUGGCGGAGGCGGCGCGGCCCGUGGACCUGGGCUCGUGCCUGCGCGCCUUCACGUCGGAGGAGCGCCUCGACGAGCGCUACCACUGCGAGCCGUGCCGCGCCGCACAGCCCGCCACCAAGAACCUGCAGAUAUGGAGACUGCCGCCCAUACUGAUAAUCCACCUGAAACGGUUCCAAUACGUGAACAACAAGUGGAUCAAGUCGCAGAAGGUGGUGAACUUCCCGUUCCAGGACUUCGACCCGACCGCGUACCUAGCGUCUAUCCCGCAGGAGACCAUCAGGCGGCACAUGCGCAUACACAACAUACGGCCGAGGGCGUCCAUAUACGUCGACGCGCCUAUGUCAGAUAGCGAGAGCGAGGACGAGAAUGACGAGAAUCAGCAGGCCAAGCCGUCCCCCCCCGCGGAGAGCGAGCGGCCGCCGGCGCGGGCGCGCGACGCGCGGCGCACGCGCCUGCACUCCGCCAGCCUCAGCAACACCCCCGUCACCGACGACAACCUCGUCGACUACCACCAGCACCACCUGCUGCCCGACCAGGACAACUUCGACCUCAAGUACAGGCUCUACGCGGUCGUCUCCCACUCCGGGCAGAUGAGCGGCGGUCACUACGUGACGUACGCGCGCAACCCGUCGGGCACGUGGCUGUGCUACAACGACUCCAUGGUGCGCUCGCUGUCGCCCGCCGCCCGGCCCCCCCACCCGGCGCCCGUGCCCCCCAUCGACCCCGCCUCCGCCUACCUGCUGUUCUAUGAGCGGCAGGGACUCGACUACGAGCGGUAUCUGCCCGACGUCAGCCAAGCGGACCCCAAGGUCGGGGACCUCGACCUGCUCGACCCCGACGACACGGACCUCAAGAAAAUGUGCGUGAUCGCGUAGGCUGCGCUCACGCACGAUACGCGGGCACGCCCGCAUCGGUCGCUCAAAAUUUCAAAUUUAUAUGUACCAAAUAGUGAGAUUGGCGUGUAUUUGAUGUGUAAUUUUUGUACGUUUAAUGUGCCGGACAAAAUGGCCGACCUCAUUGUAAAUAUUUUUGUGCGUUACCGUACACCAACAAAAUACGUUCUAUUGUAUUCGGCCUAAUUUUACGGGCAGCUAAUUACCAAACAUCCAUUUGGAAAAAUAUAAAAUGACAGCUAGUGUUUGUCAAUAUGGCCACUUUUGUCCGUCACAUUGAAAUCACAUGGCAAUAUGCUAAAGCACUGGACGAAGACUCAAACCGUAUAUCAUAGUAUUAAUGUUAAAGUAUCGAUACGUAUUCGACGGACCAUGUUAGCGUCGACAAAGAACAUUCCUUAGUUCACUCACGUCUGUUCAACCUUUGCUUAUGUUGAGGGGACAAUAAAGGCCAAUAUCGUCCACACGAUGGUGUAGUCCCCUUAAGUUAUUUUGUUAUUAAAGUCGAGCUCUCAACUCAAUCGGUAUUUGUUUAGGAGUGCAGUUGACUUUAAGCUAUUAUUUUCAUUCGUUUCAUUAUUAUUACAAAGAAAAUAGGUUUCAAAGGAUUUCACAUAAUUUUGAAGAAAAUCUUAGUAAAUUUUAUUUAAAUUUAUUAUUUAUGUUAUGCGUGUUUUUAUUUUUAAUUUUCAUAAAAUCUGAGUUGUAAGGAAGCACCGUAAUAAAAAACAAUGAGCAUUUGAUUUACCUUGACUAUAAGUACAUCGCAUCAUCUGUGUAGUGGCAGCGUACUUAGGCUGUGAAUCCGGGGAAUUCCCGGAAAAAACAGGAACUGUAAAUGAAAGUUUUUCAAAAUGAAAAACAUGUUGCCUAGCAUUUUAUGCCCAAUAUGGCAUUUAGCCCAUACAAUAUGGUUUACUAGGUGUAUAGUGGGUGGCAAAUGUAUCUGCCAACCCCUUGAAGAGCACUGGUGUGAGCUUACAAUUAAUCCACGUAUUAAAGCACUCGCGCGUGUUAAAGCAUUCCUUGCGCGGAGACAAAACAUAAUAUAUUUCGUAUUUUCUUACCGAUAAACAAUUAUAAUAAUUAUCAAAUAAUAUAAUAAAAAUAAUAAUUAAUAUUUCAAAAUUUAUUGUUUCAAUUUUUUCAGGAUGUUUUUUUUUUCAUAUUUAAAUGUUAUAUUUUCACUUAUAGAAAUGAUGUAGGUAAGAAAAAUCAAAUUAUACAUUCUGCCCGCUUUUAAAAUUAAUAAAACUUGCUAAAGUGUACGGCGCAGUUUGUAUGCUCGUGUUCACGGUAUCUGAGCUCUAGUCAAGUCUAGUGGCAGACUGUGGAACCCGCGAGGUGCUAGGUUCAAUCCCAGAACUUGCCUAGAAAUCAUGUGUUGUACCGAAUAUGUCGUUUCGCAAAGAAUAAGCACAGCGUGAGUGCAGUUUCUGCCUACCCCUUCGGGAAAACGCGUGAAUAUAUAUAUCGUUUGUAGGCCAGUAAAUAUCCACUUCCCGUGCACUUCAUUUUAUUAUCUGACACUUUGUUGUGCUAGUGAGGAAAAAAGUAUGGUGCCCAAUUCAGGUUUUUUUCUCUUCUUUUUCGUUAGAAAUCUUUCAUUGGUUGAAAUAUAAGUGGUUAGAAGUUAUGUUAACUACAUAAGCGCCAUAGAUAAUGGAUAGCGGAGUCGACACGAAGGUCAUAAUGUAAAGUCGACAGUUGUCAACGGCCGAACUUAUGGUUCCAAAACUAUUCGUAUAAGAGGUCGAAUAGAACUUAGGGGUCAAACUAAAUUUAGGUAGAAUUUUCACAACUGUAAUCUAAAUCUUAAUUAUUAUAAAGAACAGAAGAUAUUCAUACGAUUACAGUUGAACUAAACAAUUUAAAUGCCGAUGAAGUAAAAAAUUCUAUCUAAAUUAUUUUCAUCCUCUAAGUAGUAUUCACCCCCUAAUAGUUUUGUGUCGGGCCGCUAUCAGUAGUCGUGAAUGUUUAGUUCCAGUAUGUAUGGUGCGACGGAACGCCACUUGGCGUCUAUCGGAGACUGAUGUGAAUUAUAAACAUUGUGAUGUGCUAUAUUUACUCAUAUUUUAUAUAAUUUAAUCAUAGAUAGAUGCGUUUCGUAUUACGCAGCGGAUGGAACUACUUAACAAAACGAGUGGCAACUAAGUUGGCGCCUCGACAAUGCGCUUGAUUCAAUAUGUCGCUAUAAGUACUUGGAAAAUAUUAUUAAAAGCUGGGACUUAGGUUUGAGUCGCAUACUAUGUUUACUUAGUCUUCUGCUUAAUAUUAGCCUCUGUGUGUAUUCCUGUUUCGGAUAGUAAUAAUGAUUUUCGAGGAGCCCAGUUAGUUGCAAACAUGUGCAUAGUUAUUGAAAACAUAAAGUUCUUCAUUCAGAAUUGAAUUGUCGCUACUUAUUUAAAAUUAUUUAUGUUUUUAAAUUAUCAAUUAAUAUUAGUCACCGAGCCUCGGGCAAUUAUAGUCGGUGCGUAAUACAAAAUGUAUUCACAUAAUAUAUGCUUUUAGCGAAGACAUAUUUAGAAUUAUAAUUAUAAAUAUUAAUAUAAAACAGAUAAGUUUAUUUUUUAAUUAUAAAUUAUUGUAUUGUUUUGAAGUUUGAACAGUGAUUGUGCGGAGUCCGCGGCGUGGGCUCAUGUUAUUUUGUACGCGGCCUAGGGCACGUAGCGUUGCUUAUUAGUGAUUUGAUAAGUAUUAGUGUAAAUUGUUUUAUAUAUUGAUAUUAUUUUUACAGCCGCUCUAUCCAUUGUUAUACAAAAAUUAAAUACAGCAAUAGAAACAAAUAUGGAAAAUAAACAUAAAACAAUACCAAUUGAAUAUUAAUUAUAAUCAAGUUCGUAAUUAUAUAGUGUUCACUUCUGGACGCUAGUUUUUAUUGGGGAGGGCCAGCCUUCCCAUACAGUUUAAUACGGGUUGGUAGUCUUCACAUGUCGAAUCCAUUAUCCAUGGUUCAAAAUGUUGAAUUCCUAUGGAAAUUCUUUUGUGAUUAUUCAGUGCGAGAUUUCCAACAGUAUAAGGAUGGAUGGUGCGGCCGAGUCUCGCGCGCUCGCGCUCGAGCAGGGAACACGUAUGUUACGGCAUUGUAUAUUGUAUCUCACGGUCACGUGCCAUCGAAAUGUUUCCCCCUUUGUCAUUAUAUACCAAAGUCAUGUUUCGGUGAAACCUCGUUAAGUCUCGUUUACACGAGUUUCUCGUACAGAAACGAGAAUAGAAGUUUCUUGUUGCAGAUAGAUAAAUCAACUUAUUUGGAUUACAUUUUAUAAUAUGAAUUGCAUAAUGCCAAAUGCCUCGAAAACUGUUUUUUUUUUGUUGUAUUCUCUCUUGCGAGAAACUGCUUGUGUAAACGAGGCUUUAGUUAUUUUUGUCAAAAAAUGUAAUUUUUGUAUUACAGUUCCGCGCCCGUUUUUAAGCCGAAAGACUAGAAACUAUGCAGCGCGUGAUACAUCGAUUUUUUUGUAAAACUAAGUGUCUAGUUAUCAUGCAAUAUUUUUCAAUAAGAGCAACUUUUAUAAGUUUUCUAGUCUUUUGCCACGUAGGGGCGCGGACUACCCGCUUAGUACAUGCAAUGUACCGAGUCGCUUGUCAGUCGCAUGCCAUCCGGAUCACGAUCGCGUCGUGUUUAAUCAAAUUGUUAUUAAGUAUUUUAAUAUCCCUGUGCAAUAAAGAAUUUUUGUAUCCA